AUGUCAAAAGAAGAUUUACUUCUCUUAGAUUUCUGGGUGAGCCCAUUUUGCAUGAGGGUAAAAAUUGCAUUUGCUGAGAAGGGUUUGACCUAUAUUUCUCAAGAGGAAGAUUUAUUAGGAGGCAAAAGUGAAUUGCUUCUAAAAUCAAAUCCAAUUUACCAAAAAGUUCCUGUUUUGUUGGAUAAUGGCAAGCCAAUUGUGGAGUCUUCAAAUAUUGUGUAUUAUAUUGAUGAGAAGUAUGCUAAUCAAAAUCCUUUGCUACCUUCUUGUGCUUAUGGAAGAUCCAGGGCAAGAUUUUGGGCUGACUGCAUUGAUAAAAAGGUCUAUGAAGGAGGCAUGGCUAUAUGGAGGAGUACUAAAGCAGACGAACUAGAGCUUGGCAAGAAGGAAUUUGUAGACAUAUUGAAGAAACUUGAGGGAGCUUUGGGUGACAAGGAUUAUUUUGGAGGUGACAACUUUGGAUAUAUUGAUGACAUAGCCAUUAGCAUGACAUGUUGGUUCCAUGCUUAUGAGAAAUUUGGAGGUUUUAAGGUUGAUGAAGAAUGUCCUAAAUUUGAUGCAUGGAUAAACAGAUGCCUUAAGAGGGAGAGUGUUGCUAGUGUCCUUCCUGACCCUGAAAAGGUGUACGAUUUUGUUGUCAUGCUUAGGAAAAUGCAUGGCAUUGAAUAG
Messenger RNA from Lycium barbarum (goji berry), 669 nucleotides. Its product is annotated as glutathione S-transferase U19-like. Gene Ontology annotation, cellular component: cytoplasm. The record is from RefSeq and is a predicted model, not a curated record. Gene Ontology annotation, biological process: glutathione metabolic process. Bases 1 to 669 code for a protein of 222 amino acids. Lineage: Eukaryota; Viridiplantae; Streptophyta; Magnoliopsida; Solanales; Solanaceae. The transcript has 2 exons. Gene Ontology annotation, molecular function: glutathione transferase activity.